This is a messenger RNA of Musa acuminata AAA Group (dessert banana), 1722 nucleotides long. Its product is annotated as putative disease resistance protein RGA1. The record is from RefSeq and is a predicted model, not a curated record. The coding region runs from base 1 to 1722 and encodes 573 amino acids. Lineage: Eukaryota; Viridiplantae; Streptophyta; Magnoliopsida; Zingiberales; Musaceae. The transcript has a single exon.
AUGCAUGACCUGCUGCGAUCGCUCGGCUAUUUCCUAUCCAGAGAUGAGAGCUUGUCCAUUAGUGACGUGCAAAACGAGUGGAGAAGUGCUGCCGCCCCGAUGAAGCUGCGUCGGUUGUUGAUUGUGGCCACUAGAACCAUGGACAUCCCGCAUCUCGUCAGUUUGACCAAGCAACAUGAGCCAGUGAGGACAUUGUUGGUGCUGAGAAAAAGUGGAUAUGCGGAGGAUAUUGAUGAGUACUUGUUGAACUUUGUGCGACUUAGAGUCCUUCAUCUUAUGCGCAUAAAUAUCGAGAUCUUACAACACUACAUCGGAAAUUUGAUACACUUGAGAUACUUGAGUGUGGGUGGUAGCGAUAUAACAGAGCUUCCAGAAAGCAUAUGCAAUCUGACGAAUUUGCAAUUUUUGAUCCUCAAUGGAUGUUUCAAGUUGAGAUAUAUCCCCCAGGGUAUAGAUAGGCUAGUCAAUCUAAGGACACUCGAUUGUAGAGAUACACAGUUGGAGAGCUUCCCAUAUGGAAUAGGAAGGUUGAAGUACCUCAAUGAACUCCGAGGAUUCGUGGUGAACACGGCUACUGGUACAUGCCCAUUGGAAGCGUUAGGCGGCCUCCGGGAGCUCAGAUACCUUUCCAUUUUCAAGUUGGAGAGGGCGUGCAUGGAAGCUGAACCAAGAAGUGAUACAAGCGUCUUAAAGGGUAACCAAAAACUGAAACAUCUACAUUUACAUUGCUCAUAUACACCGACAUCCGAUGGUCACACGGAGGAAGAGAUUGAAAGAAUGGAGAAGGUGUUGGAUGUGGCACUUCAUCCACCAUCAUCUGUUGUUUGGCUCAGGUUACAGAAUUUCUUCGGCCUCCGGUACCCCAGCUGGAUGGCGUCUGCAAGCAUCAGUUGGCUUCUUCCAAACAUAAGCCACUUGGAACUAACUAACUGCGAUCAUUGGCCACUGCUUCCGCCGCUAGGAAAGCUCCCCAGUUUGGAGUUUCUUUUCGUAGUAGGUGCACGUGCAGUGACCACCAUCGGACCGGAAUUUUUUGGGUGUGAAGCUGCUGCUACUGGUCAUGAACGGGAACGGAAUUCAAAGCGCCCUUCUUCUUCUUCUUCUUCUUCUUCUCCUCCUCCUUUGUUGUUUCCGAAACUAAGGCAGCUGCAACUCUGGGAUAUGACUAACAUGGAAGUGUGGGAUUGGGUAGCGGAGGGUUUUGCUAUGCGUCGCCUCGACGAAUUGGUCCUCCAUAAUUGUCCCAAGUUGAAGUCUCUACCGGAAGGCCUGAUCCGACAGGCAACCUGCUUAACCACAUUGGAUCUGAGGGAUGUGUGUGCUCUCAAGUCCAUCAGAGGUUUCCCUUCUGUGAAACAACUGAGGAUAAGUGGUGAAUCAGAUCUGGAGAUUGUUGCUGAUCUCCCUGCACUGGAGCUCUUGAAGUUGGGCGGGUUUUUGCUUCCAUACAAACAUUUACCAGAGUGGUUGACGGCUUGCCCUGCAAGCUUCACCACGCUCCAGAUACUGAAAGUCUACGGAACCACCCGACUCCUCUGCAGAUGCCUCCAAAAUGGCGCAGACUGGCCCAUGAUCAAACACUUUCCAAUUUUUUUCAUCAAAGAUGCUGGAGGCAAUUAUAUAAACUACAUCAAGCAUUCCUGCACCUUCGACACAAACCUAGUCGAUGAUGAUGCUCCUUUUGCUGCUGCUGCUGAAGAAGAAGACAUCAAUGAGCUUUGA